Messenger RNA from Rubroshorea leprosula, 1271 nucleotides. NCBI's taxonomy places the organism in Eukaryota, Viridiplantae, Streptophyta, Magnoliopsida, Malvales, Dipterocarpaceae. The record is from the annotation of a GenBank genome assembly.
AAAUCAUAAUAAUUGGCAGUGCAGUAAUACCAAUUAGUUUAGACAUCUCAUUUUGAGUAUCAAACAUAGAGUACAGUUCCAUUACAGGUUCAUGGCGCGUGAGUUGGAAUAGUCUUCAGAUUUUCUUUCCAGCAAAGCUCAUACUGGAACUUGUGGUGAGGACUCUGUUAAUUACCUUUUCUUUGCUCUUUCUUAUCAUAAGGUGAUUCCAGCUAGAUGCUAAAAUUAGCUUGAACUUAAUGCUUCUUACUCAGUCUGAGUAAAUGUUAUUGUUCACUGCCUUGUUUAUAUACCAUACCCUCCCCCAUCCUUUUUAUUCACUCUGGUUUAGAAUUAUCUCUCAACAUGAAUAGACUUUUGGCAGAAAGGCUAGCCAUGGAUUUGAAUCAGUCAGCACCAAUGGAGUUUGUCAUUUCUUCAACACAUUCUCCACAGAUUCAAAACUUCAUGUCAAUGAGUUCACCAACUUUGCCAUAUGAGCAGACAUCUAAAGAGAACUGGCGUCUUCUGCAUUUGAACUGCUGUUUAGACCAAUUUUGGAGUCAGCAAAAGCUGGAGAUUCAAAAUGCUCCAGAUUUCAAGGACCUGAAUCAGCUGCCUUUAGCAAGGAUCAAGAGGAUUAUGAAGUCUGAUGAGAAUGUGAAGAUGGUCGGGGCAGACACUACUAUCUUGCUCUCCAAGGCAUGUGAGCUCCUCAUUUCAGAGCUCACGCUUCGUGCAUGGCAUAAAGCUGAGGAAGUUAAGCGCCGAACAAUUCAAAGCUGUGACAUUGCUAGGGCUAUAAGGCAGGUUGAUGCACUUGAUUUCUUGGCUAAAGCUGCUCCCUUGGAGGACUACCAUAAGGAUGAUGAUAAGAAAUGUUCUGAAGGCUAUCAUCAUGUUAACCAUCAGCCUUUUCCUCUGUUGGACAUGAAUUCUAAACCUGAAGCCCAGCAGGUGAGGGUGAAGACACCUACUUCUGUUCCAUUCAACUAUGGACCUCUCAAUUAUGGACCUCCUACCAAGGUCAUGAGGCUCAGUGAAAGCAACAAUGGAAAGGGGAGAAAAUGGUAGCCGGAGCAAGUCAGCAUCUGAUAGAAACUAUCAUCUCAUAUGACUAUUGAAUAAAACAGAGACUUAUCUUCUAAUAGAGAUAUGAUUUUCCUUUGUUAGGUGAUGGUGUUGUAGGACGGCCAGAAAAGAAUAAUGGUUCUCUAGACUUUAUACAAGUUCAUUAUAACAUCAUUGAAUGCUUUUGUUUUGGGAUUUCUUAUGUUAACAGUCUUUUAUGG